Electrophorus electricus (electric eel) is the source of this 1044-nucleotide messenger RNA. It is a transcript of the gene chlsn, whose product is annotated as cholesin. The record is from RefSeq and is a predicted model, not a curated record. Lineage: Eukaryota; Metazoa; Chordata; Actinopteri; Gymnotiformes; Gymnotidae.
AUUUCGAGUUCGUGUGUAACCGUAAAAACAUUCCGACGUGUGUGUUCUAUGCGGCGUGUGAAAAACUUUAAAGCAUUGCUGUUAACAUUGCAAAGGGUUAGUAAACCAAAACUAUAACCAACGUGGCAGUCAAAAAAGGGGCUGUGUGACCCAGGACCUAAAAGACUACGUGAACAUGAAGAGGAAGAAGACAGCACACAAGAAGUCCAAGGCAAGUGAUGAUGCCACAGAUGUCAAGAGGAGGAAACCUGGCAACAGAGACAGCAGUGACAUAAUCGGUGAUAUGCCCAAGGACAAGAGUUCAGAAGAGCUCCCAACUUCAGUAGAAGAAGAGAACCUGAGCCCAGAGGAGAGACGUGUAGCGGACAGGAAGCUGAAGAAGAUUCGGCGGAAAGAGGAGAAGAAGAAACGGAGAGAGGAGGGGAAGAAUGAGGCAGAGCAGAGCAAGACGAGCUCCGCCCAGACCCAGGCCCUGGAGUAUCUCACGUGCUGGUCAGAGAAGCGUGAGCAGUGGAAAUUUCAGAAGACGAGGCAGGUGUGGUUACUGCAGCACAUGUAUGACAACACGAAGGUGUCCGAUGCUCAUUUCAAGGUGCUGUUGUCGUAUUUGGAGGGUAUCCAGGGAGUCGCUCGGGAAACCACUGUGCAGAAAGCAGAGGCGCUCGUCCGUUGCGGGGAGGGGUCUGAGGAGGCUGAGGGCGGGGCUACAGACUACCAGAAGAAGGCGCAUAGGGCCAGAGAAGUUGUCCAGAUUCUCUCAUGAUCAAAUGAGGGAACCAGAACGACCCGCUUUGCUCUUUCUUUUCAUUUACCCCCUCACGUACGGACGGCAGCGUUUGCCAGUGCCGGUCACCAGGACCUCCUCUAACACCUGUAACGGGAUGUGGAAUUACAUGGUGAGCUGAAUCAGCCGUGGUUGAAGAGCAAAAACACUCGUGUUCAGGAGGUGCGGCCGAGGGCCACAGACAUGCAGAAUGUUUCAACGUAUGAAUAUUUCCUGUCAAUAAAAUGCUUUUAUAAUAAAGAUUUGGUUUGGGGUUUGCA